AUGACCAGCGCCGGGGGGGGCGUGUCUUCCCCCCGUGACUCUCCCCUGCGGCCCGCUGCGGCCAUACUUGCGGCGAACCCUGUCUCGGGCACUAACCGAGACAGGGCUUCCAUGACGGUUCCUAACUUUUCCGUCAUCAUGCUCUCCAUUUUUGCGGUGGCCUGGUCGAUGGCUGUUGCCCUCUGUUGGUAUGCCCUUGUUGUGUGACCUCCAGAGUCCAAAGAGUGUUGUUAACGGCAUGUAUUAUCGUAGGGGGACAUGAGGGAGAAGGAGGGAGGAAGAGUGCCAGGCCCAAAGUCAGUCGGAAAGGGGGCCCGCAACUCGAAUCUCAAGGUCUCUCCUAGCCGCCCCUCAAGGCAAUCCCAUCUGCGGUACACGAAACCGCCAGUGAUUUGGUACAAUCCGACUAAUCUACCUCCACGCACGAACACCCUCCCUUGGUUCUUUACGCCAGUGAAUAACCACCACUCGUGCGUCGAAGAGUACAUCCGAAAAGCACCUAAAACAACGCAAAUCAGAAACAAGGGGAAACCCGCCAUCGGAUCAAAACCCCUUACAAAUCUCAACGCCUUCACGCCGUUCAUAUCACGAAAGAUUCCAACGGCCGUACUGCAACAUCAAGGCAAGACAAUAUCUACCACCGCCCCCGGCUCGCUCUCUACGCCACGCUCGGCUGACUCGACAAGGUCCUCCCUGCGCAGCACAAAAACAAAUCAUCAAGCACGCCCCUACCCUUCUGGUGAUGUCGUACGACAAACUUCGCCAAAAUAGCCACCUUCAAUGCACCUGAUAUCCAUUGUCCGCUCCUCGAAUAACACUGAUAGUCUACACGCCGUAUGCCCUUCCUUACGCAACACAUGCCUAGUAGUUGGGGACGACUUCAUACGCCCUCUCUAGUGUGCCAAACAACGCGCGUCGCUUUCCCCUUCUCGGAAAGGCGCUUUCCUUUCUUCAUUCCUUGAACAAAGGCGACGCCUGGUGAGAUUCGAACUCCCGGCGUAUCCUUACUCGUUACAUGGUCUUAUUCACCAGACUACUCAGUCACUUGGUUGCCUAGAAGCACAUACACGUGGCGAUCGUCCAGCAUUCAAUCAACAAAUCAGACACAUGGUACAUGCAACAUCGUGGAAACACGACCAAACUCCUCCCGUAAAUAGAGUCCAACAACACCCAAGAGGCAACGCCCUCCGUCAUCCAAUAACUGCAAGAUCGAAAUAGUUCCACCUCAAUCAUGAGAGGACGACCAUAACUCUGUCACGUUGCAGAAUAUCUGCAGACCGGGCGCAAAACUCUCCGAGCAUUACACUCUCCAAAACAAAAAACCCACGCACGGCGCCACCCUCCCUUAUUCUGCAACCACACAGGCCACACAGGGAACACAAAACAAGCGGUGACGCGUGAAACUCGAGCAUGUGGCGGCGGAAACACCCAUGGAUUUCAACAAGCAAUUAACAGCGAUCUAUGCAAGUCCGCAACAGCGCCUCACUUGCGACUAUUCACGUGCAAUACAAGUUAUCGCCCUUUACUGCUAAACGCCACAUACAAAAGAAUCAAAAAAAAAAACAAAAUAAAACACAUUCCGGUACCAACCAAAAUGAAGAUAGUGCCCGCGGAAAUCCACCGCGCGGCUGGUCCGUUUUGCUUCCCUCCCCACCCGCCCACACCCGACGUCCCUCGGCGUCCCGACGUUCCUCGGUGUAGCGGUGUAG
Molecule: messenger RNA, 1709 nt
Organism: Ectocarpus sp. CCAP 1310/34
Lineage: Eukaryota; Phaeophyceae; Ectocarpales; Ectocarpaceae
Source: the annotation of a GenBank genome assembly